Diorhabda sublineata is the source of this 1272-nucleotide messenger RNA. RefSeq names its product pleckstrin homology domain-containing family F member 2. The transcript is spliced from 9 exons. The coding region runs from base 312 to 1103 and encodes 263 amino acids. Gene Ontology annotation, molecular function: phosphatidylinositol binding; metal ion binding. Lineage: Eukaryota; Metazoa; Arthropoda; Insecta; Coleoptera; Chrysomelidae. The record is from RefSeq and is a predicted model, not a curated record. Gene Ontology annotation, cellular component: early endosome.
AACAUCUAUUAGAAAUUUUUAUUUCAGUGGUGCGAAUACAGAAGGACGAUAAAUAACUGUUUUACUCUGGAAACUACUAGAUUUUUCUUCUUUGUUUUACUUGUAUAGUUGGUAUCUCCCUUUUUCUUUCAAGAAUAAGACAUGCAUAAGUAUACAGAAAAUGUAGAAGCAUGAGUCAUAAAAUUUGUAUAAAGUGUAAAAAGUGCAGUCACUGGGAAAAUUGAUGGGUUUAUGACGGUUAACAUAAAUAUUCUCUAGUGUAUUCUUUUUUAUUAAUUUUCCAAGUUUAGUUUCAAAGUGUAUUGUUAGAAAUGGUUGAUAAAUUAGUUAACAGUGAGGCGAAUGCUCGAAGAAUUAAUAUGGUUGAGAGCUGUUUUGGCAGCUCAGGGCAGCCAUUGGGUGUUCCUGGAAGAGUCUUAGUUGGUGAAGGUUCACUAACAAAGAUAUGUAGAAAGAAACCGAAAACUAGACAGUUUUUCUUAUUCAACGAUAUUUUAAUUUAUGGAAAUAUUGUGAUUAAUAAAAAAAAAUACAAUAAACAACAUAUCAUUCCUUUAGAAGAAGUUAAAUUAGAGAGUUUAGACGAUGAUUCCCAGUACAAAAAUGGUUGGCUGAUAAGAACAGCCUCAAAAUCAUUUGCUGUCUAUGCUGCUACUCCUGCAGAAAAACGAGAUUGGAUGGCCCACAUUAAUAAAUGUAUUGAAGAUUUACUCAGAAAAAGUGGCAAAAAAGCUGUCUCGGAACAUGCUGCUGUGUGGGUUCCUGAUGGAGAAGCCCCUGUAUGCAUGCAUUGUAGGAAGACUCAAUUUACAUUGAUAAAUAGAAGACAUCAUUGUCGUAAAUGUGGAGCUGUGGUAUGUGGACCUUGUUCAAAUAAACGUUACAUGCUGCCUAGUCAAAGUUCUAAGCCCCUUAGAGUGUGUCUACAUUGCUUUGAUCUUCUAACAACAAAACUAAACAACUCCCAUGAAACAUCAAUGAAAGGCACUAAUGCAGAUUCAUCAGGAGAAGAUGAUUCAGAUGACGAUGAGGGUGAUCCAAAUAAAGGGCAACUUGAGACUCAUGAUUUGUUUCGAAGUCACUGCUUGGGCUAUGCGUGUUAAUACUUUUCCUUCAACAGUUCCCAAGUUUUAUGGUGAUAAUUGAAGACUCAAGUAAUCUCUGCUGAAAUUGUUAUACUUCUCUUUAUGUGUAAAUAAUUUUUGGUUUAUAUCUAAAGGUAACAUUAUUAUUACAUAUAUCUAUUUUAAAUAUACAUACAUUGUUAUACUA